CACUUGUAUUGACGCAUGUCUGACCUAACCUAUACCUAACCUAACAUCGUUAUUUAACACUCGUGCUGCGUGUCAGACACGCGUCCGGCGAGCAAAUAGGCGAUUUUAUUUUUCUAAAAGAGCUCAAGACUGACAUUCAAUUUUGGUGAAUAUGGGCGAAGCGAAAGAAGAGAAACCGCCUCGCGAGUACGAGUGGAUGGUGAGACCCUGUAUGGUGUACAAGGACGAGCAUGACGAGUGCACAAGUAUCAGAGGUCGUUUUCAUCAGUACUUCAUUUUCGGCGAGAUGAUCGACUGCGAUCAAUGGAAGACCGAUUAUCACAACUGCUAUCAAUGGCAAAAGUACAAAUCGGAAGAGGCAUAUGACGAGUUGAUCAGGAGCGAGAAGGAACGCAGAGCGAAACGAUUGCACGCGCAUUAUCAGAACAACGUCUGGGAGAAGAGGGAGAAGCCGCCAGAGAACUGGAACAUCCCUCUGCCCGAAUGGAUGCAAAAGGAGUUCGAGAACUCGUAUCUGCACAUACGAAGCCAGGAAAUGAAACAGGGCGCAGAGGUAUCCUCCCUUGACACGAGAUGCACUAUAUUAUAACAGCGGAUCUCCUAUUAGGAUUAGGUGUAGUCCGUGUACAUAUACGUAUUUAUUAUUUAAGCCGAGUCACAUGUGUACAAUGAUAUAUGUAUGCAAACAAUAAUAAUAUUAAGUGAAACAAGAUUUUAGAUAUACAUAAUCAAUUAGAGAGAAAAAAAACUGCUGUUUACGAUCAGGACUGAAUCUCGGUAGUCUGAUAAUAAUGUUGUAUGAAUUUUAUAAUUCUUUAGAGUGAUUUAAUAAGGAUACUUAUUAGCAUAAGAAUUUAAAUUCGAUCAUCGAUUCAAGUAUAUAGACUUACUGUUCCAACUAGGAACUAUAUUUUAACGACAAAAAAUCGGCGCGCAGUUUAUUUAGAGAGAGUUUGGAAAAAGUGAACAAAAUUGUUACAAUAUUAUCGGACUAUCAAGAGUUCUGAUCGUAAAUGGCGUUUUUUUCUCUAAUUGUAUGCAUGUAAAGUUUUACAGCCUGUGAGUAAAUUCGAAAGCCUGACAUAACAUCAGAUAUCUUAUCGCAAAGUGCGACGAACGGCUCGAAACGGUCGAUUGCAAAAGCACCGACAGAUGCUGAAAGCAUCUGUUUCCACCCCCCCCCCUUAUCAAUUUAAUUACGUAUACUAUUGUUGGCUUUAAUUUGAGAACGCGUUUCAAUCGACAUCAUUCGGCGCGCAGUUUGCUGAACUGAAAAAUACGUAUGCAAAAAUAUUAUUAAACACA
Molecule: messenger RNA, 1305 nt
Organism: Temnothorax curvispinosus
Lineage: Eukaryota; Metazoa; Arthropoda; Insecta; Hymenoptera; Formicidae
Product: UPF0545 protein C22orf39 homolog
Exons: 3
Coding region: 152-589 (145 amino acids)
Source: RefSeq, a predicted model, not a curated record